Funneliformis geosporum is the source of this 1818-nucleotide messenger RNA. The record is from the annotation of a GenBank genome assembly. Lineage: Eukaryota; Fungi; Glomeromycota; Glomeromycetes; Glomerales; Glomeraceae.
AUGUCAUCAAAAGAGUUAUUGUCGCAUGAAUUUAUUCGUCAGACUUAUGAAACUAGUGAUAAGUAUUUUGAGUGGUGUUAUGGAAUAACUCAAGAUCCGGUUUAUAAGGAUUAUAUGUUGGUGAUGGAUUACGCGAGGGAAGGGAAUCUUUAUGAUCACAUUAAGGAUAAAACCAUGAUCAAUCUAGAUUGGAUAAAGGUAAUAGAAGAUUGCUUUGAACUAGCAAAGAUGCUGAAUGGAUUACACAACAGAAAUUUGGUCCAUGGGAACCUUCAUGGGGGGAAUGUAUUGGCCACCAUUGAAGGAUUCGCGGUUACGGAUAUGGGUCUUGGGCAUCCAGCAGACAAGGUUCCAUUUGCAAAGAUUUAUGGUGUCUUACCAUUCGUCUCACCUGAGGUGAUUUGUGGUGGGAGGUACACGAUGGCAGCUGAUAUUUAUAGUUUUGGGAUCAUAAUGUGGAUGUUGGCAUCGAUGCAAUUACCUUAUGCUGAUAGAGCACAUGAUUUGGAACUUGCAAAGCAUAUUAUAAAUGGGUUACGUCCAACUAUUGAUAUAUUCAUCCCUGAUUUAUUUUUAAGUUUAAUGAAAAGAUGUUGGAGUGAUAAUGUUAAAAAUCGUCCUACAUCUAACGAAUUAUUAAAAUUAUUAUCCGAAUGGAGAUAUGCUUUGAAUAAUUUCGAUUAUACUGAUGAUGAUUUUCAAGAACAUUUAAUUAUUUCUCAAAUCGAAGAGGUUGAUGAUGUUUAUAUGGAUACGAACAUCGUUAGGGAACAUAACAUACACGAAAAGGCGGUUUUUACGAGUCAACUUAUCGACUUUUGUUCGUUACGUCAACAUCAUCAACAGAAUGAAUCUCCUAUUGACAAUUUACUCAAAAGUCAUCUAAAUAUAAUACCGUAUGAACAAUUUGACGAAGUUAAGCUGAUCUCACAUGGAGGAUAUAGUUCAAUGUAUUCAGCAAUUUGGACGAAAAAAAUCAAAGUUUCUUUGAAAAUGUUUCGAGAUUUUCCCGAUGUGAAUUAUGAAUUCCUUUCCUCGUUAAAUUCAUGCUUGAAUUUACGACAUUAUGAAAGAGGACCGCAAUAUUAUGGGAUAACAAGAGAUCCGAUAACGCACAAUUUUAUGAUCGUAAUGCAAUACUUUGAGAGGGGAGAUUUAUACAAUCAAACCUUUUUGGAUUGGAGGGAGAAAAUUCUUUCCCUGUUGAAGAUAUCGUUAAAGUUAAAAGAAAUUCAUGACCUUGGAUUAGUCCAUAAAAACCUUCACGGAGGAAAUUUAUUCCCGAUUGAUUAUGAUGAAUAUGAAUGGAUUAUAACGGACACGGGGAUAACUAAAUCAACGUAUUAUCAUUUGUACGGAGUGCUUCCAUAUAUGGCACCGGAAGUAUUACAGUAUAAUAAGUACACCCAUUCUUCAGAUAUUUAUAGUCUGUCGAUGAUAAUGUAUAUUGUCUUGACAGGUUUUAAACCAUUUCACACUAAAAGUCAUGAUAUUAAAUUGGCCACAAAAGUGAUCGUUCAACACAGGAGACCAAAAUUUUACUUUCCCGAAAAUUACAUUCCAAACGAUUAUUUAAAACUUUUAAAACAAUGUUGGUCUCAUUCACCUUCCCUUAGACCUGAUAUUAAUCAAAUCAUAAAUCUCCUUGAGGAUUGGCUGACCCAAUUAGAUCAUAGGUCUUCCACGAGGAUUACUCAACAAUUCUCAAAAUGUGAAACAUCUGGGCGUACAAAUCCAGCCGAUAUUUAUUACUGUGAAGAUGAUAGUUAUUGUAGUAGGGAUUUUACUGGUUGGAAAAAUAAACUUUACUUUUUAUAA